Messenger RNA from Salvelinus fontinalis (brook trout), 2540 nucleotides. RefSeq names its product fibrillin-1-like. The record is from RefSeq and is a predicted model, not a curated record. Gene Ontology annotation, molecular function: calcium ion binding. NCBI's taxonomy places the organism in Eukaryota, Metazoa, Chordata, Actinopteri, Salmoniformes, Salmonidae.
ACAUCAAUGAGUGUGCAGUGAACCCUGGGACUUGUGGUCCAGGCACCUGUCAGAAUCUGGACGGCUCCUACAGGUGUAUCUGCCCACUUGGCUACUAUAUACAGGACGAGACCUGUGAAGAUAUUGAUGAGUGUUCUCAGACCCCAGACAUCUGUCUGUUUGGGACCUGCUCCAACACUGAGGGCAGCUUCACCUGUGUGUGUCCCGCCGGCUUCCAGCUGUCCUCCUCGGGACGCAGAUGCGUGGAUGUUCGUGUGAACUACUGUUAUACUAAGUUUGAGAGUGGUCGCUGCCUGGCCCCUAAGCCUCUGAACACGACUAAAGGGGACUGCUGCUGUAGUGCCAUGCCUGGACAGGGCUGGGGAGACCCCUGUGAGAUCUGCCCAGGCAAGAAUGAGGAGGCCUUUACGUCUCUCUGCCAUGCGGUUGGACAGGUGUUUGGCCCUGAUGACCAGCCCAUAGACAUUGAUGAGUGCACAGCCAACCCCAACAUCUGCAACAACGGUCAGUGUAUCAACACCGACGGGUCGUUCCGAUGUGAGUGUCCCUUUGGCUUCCGACUCGACACCUCAGGGAUCAACUGUGAAGAUACUAAUGAGUGUGACCUGGGGAACCCGUGUGGAAAUGGAACGUGCACUAACGUGAUUGGAGCGUUUGAGUGUGCAUGUGACGAAGGCUUCGAACCCGGACCCAUGAUGUCUUGUGAAGAUGUGAAUGAGUGUUCCCAGAAUCCUUUGCUGUGUGCGUUCCGCUGCGUGAACGUGAUUGGUUCCUACGAGUGUAAAUGUCCAACAGGCUACGUGCUGCGAGAGGACAAGAGGAUGUGCAAAGACCAGAAUGAGUGUGAGGAUGGGCUGGAUGACUGUGAGAGUAGAGGCAUGCGCUGUAAGAACCUGAUCGGAACCUACAUGUGUAUCUGUAACCCUGGUUACACAAGGGCCCCUAACGGAGAGGGCUGCAUAGAUCUGAACGAGUGCUCUGCUAAGCCAGGUAUCUGUGAGAACGGUCGUUGUGAGAACACGGUUGGAAGCUAUCGCUGCAGGUGUGACCAAGGCUUCAGCGCCAACCCUACACAGACUGAAUGUAUAGAUAACCGCCAGGGACUGUGUUUCACGGAGGUGUUGACUACAUUGUGCCAGAUGCAGUCCAGUAGCAGGAACAGUGUGACUAAGUCUGAGUGUUGCUGUGACGGAGGACGAGGCUGGGGCUCUAACUGUGAGCUGUGUCCUCUACCUGGGACCACACACUACAAGAAGAUGUGUCCACUGGGGCCUGGAUACACAACAGACGGCAAAGACAUAGAUGAGUGUCGUGUGAUGGGGAACCUGUGUGUGAACGGACAGUGUGUCAACAGCCUGGGCUCCUACAGCUGUGUGUGUAAAACUGGAUACACCACAGAUAUCACUGGCACCCUGUGUGUGGAUAUGGAUGAGUGUGUGCAGGCUCCUAAGCCGUGUAACUUCAUCUGUAAGAACACAGAGGGAAGCUACCUCUGUUCCUGUCCCAGAGGAUACAUCCUGCAGGAGGACGGCAAAAGUUGCCGAGAUCUGGAUGAGUGUCAGAGCAAACAGCACAACUGUCAGUUCCUGUGUGUGAACACCAUCGGAGGAUUCACCUGCAAAUGUCCUCCAGGCUUCACCCAGCACCAUACUGCCUGCAUAGAUAAUAAUGAAUGUGGGUCGGACCCUGCUCUGUGUGGCUCUAAUGGUGUGUGUCAGAACAGCCCAGGCAGCUUCAACUGCGAGUGUACUAGAGGAUUCUCAAUGGACCCCAAUGGACAGAGCUGUGAAGAUAUGGAUGAGUGUGAUGGUAGCCACCGCUGUCAACACGGCUGUCAGAACCUGGUGGGAGGGUACCGGUGUAGCUGUCCUCAGGGAUACCUACAACACUAUCAAUGGAACCAGUGUGUCGAUGAGAACGAGUGCCAGAACACUCAGAUCUGUGGGGGAGCGUCGUGCCAUAACACCCUGGGGAGCUUCCGUUGCCUCUGUCCCACUGGGUUCAACUACGGAGACCAGGGGGGGUGUAGGGACAUCAACGAGUGCUCCUCCUCCUCUAAUCCAUGUAACUACGGCUGUUCCAACACAGACGGAGGGUAUCUCUGUGGCUGUCCACCUGGAUACUACCGCGCUGGACAGGGGCACUGUGUGUCAGGCGUGGGCUUUGGUAGUGGUGUGAGUCUGGGCCAGGGAGGAGGAGGAGGAGGAGGAGGAGGAGGAGGAGGAGGAGGAGGAGGAGGAGGAGGAGGAGGAGGGGCAGCAGAGGUGGGUGACAAUGAUCUGUCUCCUGAGGCCUGCUACGAGUGUAAGAUCAACGGUUACCCCAAGAAGGGGCGCAAACGCCGCGACACCAACUCAACGCUGGAGCAACCGCUGGACAAUGCACAGGUAAUGUCUGUCUGUCUUGGUCUGGUGGCCCAUAGAAUGGUCAUGCUAUCAUGUCUUGCCUGCUCUUCACUGAAUCCGUAGUACAUAUUAACUGUGUGGUCCUGUGUUGUGUCAUCAGGAUCCAGAGUGUUGAGUGUUGUCAGUGUUUACAUA